Eruca vesicaria subsp. sativa (arugula) is the source of this 1407-nucleotide messenger RNA. NCBI's taxonomy places the organism in Eukaryota, Viridiplantae, Streptophyta, Magnoliopsida, Brassicales, Brassicaceae. The record is from the annotation of a GenBank genome assembly.
CGUCAAUUGGAAAAUGUAUAUAUGUACUAACAUUUUAAAUAAUAAUACCUACUUACCUAGUAGGAGUAUUUUUCUGCCAAAAUGCUUCUCAACUAACAACUGGACUCUAUCCUGACUUUUUUGCACCGUUUAUUCCCACACCGUGAUAUAUACGCGCUGUUAAGACACCUGUAAGCUCUGUUUCCCGCGUUGAGCUGUCACUCUCUUUUAUUGGUCUCCGUCGCUAUUUCUUUGUCUUCCUCUCUCAUUCUCCACCACUAUCAUUAAUUCUUUUUUCCCCCACUAAUCAGUCAUUAAAUCUCUUAUAAAAAAAGGAAAACACGCAUCUUUAAACCUAACCCUUAUUCUCCCACUAAUCAAAAUCAUUUCAUCUCUCUCCAACAUGACAGACGACAAAGUCUACCCGGCCUCUAAACCUCCCGGCGUUGUCAGCAGCGGAGCAACCACCAAACCAACUUUCCCGGCGACUAAAGCUCAGCUCUACAGCGCAAACCGCCCAGCUUACCGUCCACCACCAGCCGCCCGCCGCCGCACACACAGCCGUGGAUGUUGCUGUCGCUGCUGCUGCUGGACUAUUUUCGUAAUCAUCCUCUUACUCCUCCUCGUCGCCGCCGCCUCCGCCGUCGUCUACCUAAUCUACCGACCUCAACAACCAACCUUCACAGUCUCCUCUCUCAAAGUCUCCUCCCUCAACCUCACCUCCGCCACGCACCUCGCCACCGCCAUAUCCCUCUCCGUCGUCGCCAAGAACCCGAACAAGAACGUCGGGUUCAGCUACGACGUCACCGACAUCACGGUCUAUAAAGUCGAUGAUGACGUUGUUAUCGGUAAAGGCUCGAUGGCUUCGUUUGUGCACGGUGAGAAGAGCACGACUCUGCUUAAGAGUACUGUCGGGAGUCCUACGGGUGAUCUUGAUGAGGUGUCGGCGGGUAAGCUUAAGGGAGAGUUGAAGGGGAAGAGAGGAGUGGCGGUUAAGAUUGUUCUUGACACGAAGGUGAAAGUGAAGAUGGGUUCUGUGAGAACGCCUAAGGCAGGGAUCAGGGUUACUUGUGAAGGGAUUAGAGUGGUGGCUCCGACGGGGAAGAAGGCGACGACGGCUGUUACCUCUUCUGCUAAGUGUAAGGUUGAUCUCAGGUUCAAGGUCUGGAAAUUCAGUUUUUAAAUAUUGAGGAGCAAAAUGAAAAUUCUGCAUUCCAUUUUUUUUUUGUAUAAAUCCAUUGUUUCAUUUUUCAUUUCUUUUUUAUUUGAUUUCAUAUACAGCUUUUCUUUUCGAUUCCGGUAUGGCUUUAUUUUUUUGUUUAUGUAAAUGAAGAUAUAUACAUUUUGUUCGGUCCGAAUAUUAUUGUUUGUGGUUAUUCGAGAAAAAUGUUUGAUCUGCUUAUACAAGAAAGAAAAAACAGAAAUGUU